AGGAAAUACUGUUAGUGUGUUGUAUCACAGAAAGGAAAGACUGUCAGUACGUUGUCAGAACAAGAAAGACUGUCAGAACGUUGUCAGAACAAGAAAGACUGUCAGAACGUUGUUAGAAGAACAAGUAAACGAGAACCGGAGAUAAAACUGAGCCUUUGUUUACAGGAGGAGCAGCGAGCCGAACUGCAGGAGAGAUGAGGAGUUUUCUACCGUAUUUCUCAGCUGAAACCUGGACCCUUCUGGUCCUGCUGAUCACCCUGAUUGUAGUGUAUGGAUACUGGCCCUAUGGUUAUUUCACUAAACUGGGGAUCCCUGGUCCUAAACCCCUUCCUUUCGUUGGCACUAUGAUGGAGUACAAGAAGGGUUUCUUUAACUUUGACUCAGAGUGCUUUCAGAAGUAUGGGAGAAUCUGGGGGAUCUAUGAUGGAAGACAGCCUGUUCUCUGUACGAUGGACAGAACCAUGAUCAAGACCAUCCUCAUUAAAGAAUGUUACAACAUCUUCACCAACCGCAGGAACUUCCAAAUGAAUGGAGAGUUGUAUGAUGGGCUGACUGUUGCAGAGGACGACACAUGGAAAAGAAUCCGCAGUGUCCUGUCCCCGUCCUUCACCACUGGAAGACUGAAAGAGAUGUUUGGCAUCAUGAAGCAGCAUUCUUCUAACCUGUUGAAUGGAAUGAAGAAAAAGGCAGAAAAUGGCCUGGCGAUUGAACUCAAAGAGUUCUUUGGACCGUACAGUAUGGACGUGGUCACCAGCACAGCAUUCAGUGUGAACAUUGAUUCCCUGAACAACCCUUCAGAUCCCUUUGUGUCCAACAUCAAGAAGAUGCUUAAGUUUGACCUGUUCAGCCCACUCUUGUUUUUCAUCAUAUUUUUCCCUUUCAUGGCUCCUAUCUGUCAGAUGUUGAAUUUUUCAUUUUUCCCGGCGGAGGUAUUGAACUUCUUUUACGCCUCACUGGCCAAGAUCAAAUCUGAACGAGGCAGAGAGAACACAAUCGGUCGUGUGGAUUUCUUACAGCUGAUGAUCGACUCUCAGAAAGACAGCAAAACAAAGACAGGAGAAGAACAGAAUAAAGGACUGAGUGAUCAUGAGAUCUUGUCUCAAGCCAUGAUCUUUAUCUUCGCUGGCUAUGAGACCACCAGCAGCACGUUGAGUUUCCUGGCCUAUAACCUGGCUACGAAUCCUCAUGUCAUGACCAAACUGCAGGAGGAGAUAGAUACUGUGUUCCCCAACAAGGCUCCCAUCCAGUAUGAGGCUCUGAUGCAGAUGGAGUAUCUGGACAGUGUGUUGAAUGAGUCUCUGAGACUAUACCCCAUCGCCCCACGUCUGGAGAGGGUCGCCAAGAAGACGGUUGAGAUCAAUGGUAUCAUCAUCCCUAAAGAUUGUGUUGUAUUAGUCCCCACCUGGACUCUCCACCGUGACCCUGAGAUCUGGUCCGACCCUGAGGAGUUCAAACCUGAAAGGUUCAGUAAGGAGAACAAGGAGUCUAUUGACCCGUACUCUUACAUGCCGUUUGGGGCGGGGCCCAGGAACUGUAUCGGGAUGCGUUUUGCCCUGAUCAUGAUCAAACUGGCCAUGGUGGAGAUCCUACAGAGUUACACCUUCACCGCCUGUGAGGAGACCCAGAUCCCGUUGGAGAUGGACAUCCAGGGUCUGCUGAUGCCAAAACAACCAAUCAAACUGAAGCUGGAACCCCGUAGCAACACCUCAAGAAACAAACCCACCACCUCUUUGACUCCAAACACAAUUAUCCUGUAGUAUCCUGUAGCUGUAGCUGGACCAACAGGACUCCGGACCCAACUGGACCAACAGGACUCCGGACCCAACUGGACCAACAGGACUCCGGACCCAACUGGACCAACGUGACUCCUGACCCAACUGGACCAACGUGACUCUGAACCCAACUGGACCAACGUGACUCCUGACCCAACUGGAUCAACGUGACUCUGAACCCAACUGGACCAAUGUGACUCCUGACCUAGCUGAACCAACGUGACUCCUGAUCUAGCUGAACCAACAUGACUCCUGAUCUAGCUGAACCAACAUGACUCCUGAUCUAGCUGAACCAACAUGACUCCUGACCUAGCUGGACAAACGUGACUGAGUUAAUAAGUGUGAAUUUGCUUGUUAAAAGUAAAACAAUUCUGGAAGGCA
This is a messenger RNA of Esox lucius (northern pike), 2153 nucleotides long. RefSeq names its product cytochrome P450 3A27-like. The record is from RefSeq and is a predicted model, not a curated record. Gene Ontology annotation, molecular function: oxidoreductase activity, acting on paired donors, with incorporation or reduction of molecular oxygen; iron ion binding; heme binding. The transcript has 14 exons. Bases 195 to 1757 code for a protein of 520 amino acids. NCBI's taxonomy places the organism in Eukaryota, Metazoa, Chordata, Actinopteri, Esociformes, Esocidae.